Molecule: messenger RNA, 1677 nt
Organism: Apis laboriosa (Himalayan honeybee)
Lineage: Eukaryota; Metazoa; Arthropoda; Insecta; Hymenoptera; Apidae
Product: putative E3 ubiquitin-protein ligase UBR7
Exons: 8
Coding region: 271-1350 (359 amino acids)
Cellular component (GO): cytoplasm
Molecular function (GO): zinc ion binding; ubiquitin protein ligase activity
Source: RefSeq, a predicted model, not a curated record
AUAAAAAUUAGAUUCGUAAAAAGUAAGAGCGCUAUCAUCGCAAUAGUGAUUAAAUUGUAGGAGCUGAACGGAAGGAGUCGCGCAAAACAACACGGAACGUUACGAGACGUGGUUUAGUGUUAUUUCGUUGGGAACAUUAUUUUUUUGAAUUUUUGUCGUUUUAGAAAUGUAAAUAAAGCAUAAUUAAUAAUAUUAAUUUGAAAAGUAUUUUAAUUGAACAGAGAUUGAUUAAAAGAAAAAAAGUGAGGUGUGGGAUAUAAAUUAAACAAAAUGUCUGAAAAUGUUGAAGAAGUUAUCGAAGAAGAAAAUUCAGUUACAAUGUUAGAUGUACUUCGAGAAGAGAAUCAAUUAGAAGAAGAUGCGUAUGCGGUUUUAGGUGCAUCUGAUGACAAAAAUUGUACUUAUAGCAAGGGUUAUACACGACAAGCCCUUUAUGCAUGCAAAACUUGUUGUCAGAAAUCAAUGCGAGCAGCAAUAUGUCUUGCUUGUAGUUUUCAUUGUCACGAAGGUCAUGAACUUAUUGAAUUAUAUACUAAAAGACAUUUUAGAUGUGACUGUGGCAAUUCAAAGUUUGGGGAGAAAAAGUGUAAUCUAGAUGCUUCAAAGGAUUCAAUAAAUUCUGAAAAUCAAUAUAACCAUAACUUUGAUGGUCUUUAUUGUAUUUGUGAAAGACCAUAUCCAGAUCCAGAUGAUACUGUCAAUGAUGAAAUGUUACAAUGUAUAAUCUGUGAGGACUGGUAUCAUUCAAAGCACUUAGAAUGCGAAAAGGAAAUGCCAGCAGAUGCUGCAUAUGAUGAAAUGAUUUGUGCUGGUUGUAUGAGACAGAAUGAUUUUCUUUGGAAUUAUGCCAAAAAAUAUACAGUGACAGAUGGUUCUAAUGGGGAUAAAGAAGAUGAUGAAUCAAUCAAUGUUGAAAAUCAAUUGAAAGAAUGUACAAUGCCAAGGAAUAAUUCUGCAAAAAGAAUACCAUCACAAGGAAGUUGUUUUUGGAUAGAAGGAUGGAGAGCCGCUCUAUGUACUUGUAAAACAUGCAAAGAACUUUACCGAGAGAAAAAUAUUGCGUUUCUUCUUGAUCCAACGGAUAGCGUACAUGCUUACGAGGAAGCUGGUAAAAUUAAUAGUCGAGAAUCACAAUAUGAAAAGGGUAUGAAAGCCCUUGCUUCUUUAGGUCAUGUCGAACAAAUGACGGCUAUCGAAGAAUACAAUAAUAUGAAGGAACGAUUGAAACGAUAUUUGCAAAAAUUUGCUGAAAAUAAAAAAGUCGUACGAGAAGAAGAUAUAAAGGAAUUUUUCUCAGAAAUGGAAUCGAAGAAACGACCAAAAGUUGUGAUACCUACAUAUUGCCGUUGAAAUGUAUUAAUUGAAUAUUAUGGAAAUUUUUCGUUUCUAAUAGAAACAAAAAGUCGAUGUAUUGCAAACACUAUUACAAGUAAUAUGUUCUACUUUUAUAUAUUUCGUUUAUUGCAAAGCUUAGUUGCGUGAUACUAAAUUAUUUUGGAUGUAAUUCUAUAUUGAAGUUUAAAUGUAACUUCCAAUAAAUCAUAACCUUUUUUCGAUAUGAAAAAACAAAAAAGAAAAAGGAAAAUGGAAGGCAAAAAAAAGCAUUUAAUUAUUUUUAAGAAACCUUGAUUUUGAUUUAUCUUUAACGUUCGAUGAUAUAAUUCAAUUCUUGAUCAU